Messenger RNA from Spathaspora passalidarum NRRL Y-27907, 699 nucleotides. RefSeq lists its product as uncharacterized. The record is from RefSeq and is a predicted model, not a curated record. Bases 1 to 699 code for a protein of 232 amino acids. NCBI's taxonomy places the organism in Eukaryota, Fungi, Ascomycota, Pichiomycetes, Serinales, Debaryomycetaceae. The transcript has a single exon.
AUGGGGUGCGAUCGUCGAUUAUUAAACAUCAUUUCCGACAUUACUGACUUGUCGUUUGAAAGAUUUAGAAACUCGAUCUCAGAAACCAAUUAUGCGAUUUUAUGCAAUGAUAUGAAGAAGAAAUUGGACGAAAUGAAUAUCAAUAUGAUGGAAAGUGUAUUGGCCAGUUCUAAACUGGACGCCGAGUUAAUGGUUCAAGAAUUUGGUAUGGAAGUUGAAGAAUUCUGUUUCUUGUUAUCUUGUGAAAUCAAACGUUUGGCUACAAUCUUGUAUCUUGAAGCUUGCUUAUUAAACAAGACCCCAGAAGACGAACAAAUUGACCAAUUAGUCCAUCAAAUCUUUAGAUUAUUGGAGUUUAUUGUCAUCAAGAACAAUUACAAAUGGUAUUCCACCCUUAUCUGGUCAGUAUUUAUGGCUGCUUCCGAAAUUUCUAGUCUUUCACCCGAUUGUGAAGAUUUGCGUUAUUUGACUUUACAAAUUUUCGACAAGUUGGAAGAUAAUACAUUAGGUAAUGUAGGUAAGACUAGACAAAUAGUGUUGAGUAUUUGGAAGAGAAGAGAUUUGGACAAUUGUGAUGAAAACAGUUUCGGACUUAUGGCCGACAAUUCUAAAAAGAACAAGAAGAAGGGGUUGAUGGGAUGGGUUAAUGACUGGGAAAAGUAUGUCGUUGAUGAAGAUUACGCCAUUGCCUUAGCUUAG